AUGGGCUUCAUAGCCGGCUUCACCGGAGGCCUAACCCUCACCCUCUCCCUAACCUACCUAGCCCUCCACACCCACCGCCGCAACCGCGAAGUCCAAUCCAUCCUCCUCCGCUCCCAAUCCCACACCCUCGACACUCUCAACCCCCUGUCUUCUUCCACCCUCCCCCCCCGCAAAUCAUCCUACAUCACCACCGACGGCACACACACCUACAUCCCCCGCCAAACCCUCGCCUCCACCACCACCUCCUUCCUAGAAGAGGCAAAGUCCCGCUGGAACUCAGAGGUCAUCGCCGCAGUAAACUGGGCCCAGUCCCACUCCCCUGCUAUCGAAUCAACCGCCUCCUCCGCCGUCGUCGACCUGGCGCAUAAUGCCCCCGCCAUCAAGGAGCGAGUAGCAGACGCAAGCAGAGAAGGAUGGCAGACGGCUGAGAAGGGACUUUUCAGAGCAGAAAAAAAGAUUGGGGAGGUUGUUGAGAGGACGGUGGAGAAGGGGAAGGAGGUUUAUGGAAAGGCAAAGGCAAAGGUUUACUUGGCGGAGGAGAAGCUGGAGGGGAAGCUUGAGGCUAAGUUGGAGGGUGUGAGUGAGAUUGAGAGGGCGCUGGCGGAGAGGUUUGACCAGGCGAAGAGGGAGAGGCGGUUGGAGAGGACUGUGGAGGAGGUUUUGGCGGAGAGGUAUAAGCCGAUUGAUGAGAGGGAUUUUGGGGGGUUGGCGCUGAUCUGA
Messenger RNA from Podospora pseudopauciseta, 720 nucleotides. RefSeq lists its product as uncharacterized. The coding region runs from base 1 to 720 and encodes 239 amino acids. NCBI's taxonomy places the organism in Eukaryota, Fungi, Ascomycota, Sordariomycetes, Sordariales, Podosporaceae. The transcript is spliced from 2 exons. The record is from RefSeq and is a predicted model, not a curated record. Gene Ontology annotation, cellular component: MICOS complex; mitochondrial crista junction. Gene Ontology annotation, biological process: cristae formation.